AUGGCUCCACAAAAGGACAAGAAAUCUAAGAAUACUCUUAACAAACUUGUUACUCGUGAAUAUACUAUUCACCUCCAUAAACGUAUUUUUGGAAUUGGAUUUAAAUAUCGUGCUCCACGCGCCAUUAAAGAGAUCAGAUCAUUUGCCAAACAACAAAUGGGAACAGAAGAUGUUAGAGUUGAUACUCGUUUAAACAAAUUCAUCUGGUCUCAAGGUGUUAGAAAUGUUCCAUACCGUGUUAGAGUUCGCCUCUCUCGCAAACGUAACGAAGAUGAGGACAGUUCAGAAAAAUUCUACACUCUUGUUCAACAUGUCCCAUGCACUACUUUCAAGAAACUCGGAACAAUCAACGUCGAGACUGAGGAAUAA
Molecule: messenger RNA, 369 nt
Organism: Strongyloides ratti
Lineage: Eukaryota; Metazoa; Nematoda; Chromadorea; Rhabditida; Strongyloididae
Product: 60S ribosomal protein L31
Exons: 2
Coding region: 1-369 (122 amino acids)
Biological process (GO): cytoplasmic translation
Cellular component (GO): ribosome; cytosolic large ribosomal subunit
Molecular function (GO): structural constituent of ribosome
Source: RefSeq, a predicted model, not a curated record